AUGUUGCAACAGCGAAAAUGGACCGAUAUAUCGACGGAGUUAAUAAAAGAUCCAGACAAUUUUGAAUUAUGGCAAAGACUAAUUGAAUCAGCAGAAUAUAAUGAUAAGCAAGGAAUUACCAAGUCAACUCCACAGUUUCAACUAGAUAUUCUUCGUGUUUCGUAUGACAAGUUUUUGAACAAGUACCCAUUCCUAUACAAAUAUUGGGUAAGACUAGCUGAAUGGGAGUUUAAGUUGUGUGGUUGUGAGAAGGCUAUAAAAGUGUAUAAAAAUGCGUUUCAGCAUUUACGCUUUUGUAUUGAAUUAUGGUAUUCGUAUUUGCAAUUUCGGGUGAAUACUAUCAGUAACAAUAUUGACCAAGUGUUGGGCUUGUUUGAAGAGGCAAGGAGGUUGAUUGGGACUCAUUUUUACUCGUAUGAGUUUUACAAUUUGUAUUUAACAUUUCUUGAAAAUUAUGCUACUGAAGAGAAUCAGUUUAUGAGGAAAUAUUACAUAUUAUUGAGAAUCAUCAUCGAGAUACCACUUUAUCAUUACGAGUUUUUCUAUAAAAAGUAUUUUAAAAUUAUUCAACAAAUUGCUGAUCCCAAGGAAUUGACCAAGGAGAUAGGAUAUAUCGUACCAGAGAAGGAUCUGCUCAAGGAUCGUAAGAAAUUGCUGGCCCAGUUGAAGAAAACGUUUAUUGAUGCAUAUAUCACCACUCAAUUCAAAGUGUAUGAAUUAUAUCAGUUUGAAAGAAAAAUUCAUAAGCAUUAUUGUGAUGUAGCACUUAUACCUAGACAAGAAUUAGAUUCAUGGGAAGAAUAUUUUGAUUUUUUGGAAUUGAAGAAUUACCCACGCAGUUAUAUUGAAAUGAAUUUACACAGGUACCUAUACAUUACAGCAAACUAUCCUCAGUCAUGGAUCAAAGCUGCAGAUUUUUACAUAUAUCACGAGUUAUACAAUCUGACUAGGCAGGUGUUAAUCCGAGGCUGGAAAUAUUUAGGUGAUUAUAAGAUUCUAAUCAAGUUGAUUGAUUUGGAGAUUUUCCUAAAACAGUUUCAUCGUGCAAGAGACUUGAUAUUGAACUAUUUGAAAUACAGCAUCACUAUCCCAAUACCGGUAUAUGAAAAACUACUAAAUAUAGAGUAUAUUUUCCACCAAGAUGUAGACCAUUUGUUAGCCCUGUUGAAAGAAAUUAUUUUGGAAACUCAAAAUGACUGGUUCUUUACUGUUUUAACAAAUUAUACUAUAGAUAGGCAAAAAAAAAUAAAGUUUCUAAAAGAAAUGAAAGAAUUUUCCGGGAGAGAAUUUUAUGAAAAGGCUUUGAAAGCAUUGAGUUAA
Lodderomyces oxycetoniae is the source of this 1320-nucleotide messenger RNA. It is a transcript of the gene PRP42, whose product is annotated as mRNA splicing protein. Gene Ontology annotation, molecular function: protein binding; pre-mRNA 5'-splice site binding. Gene Ontology annotation, biological process: RNA processing; mRNA 5'-splice site recognition. Gene Ontology annotation, cellular component: U2-type prespliceosome; U1 snRNP; commitment complex. The record is from RefSeq and is a predicted model, not a curated record. The transcript has a single exon. Bases 1 to 1320 code for a protein of 439 amino acids. Lineage: Eukaryota; Fungi; Ascomycota; Pichiomycetes; Serinales; Debaryomycetaceae.